AUGUCGAUGGGAUCGAAACUUCGAUUAGAAGCAAAUUCGAUAAGCACACAACUGAUCAGUAGAGCACAAAAUGAAAACGAAUCUGCAAAUAUUCUUGAAAGUGAUAGUUGCAUUCCUGUGGGAUUUCACUUGAUCACUAUAGCGCUGAAAGAUUUUGGAUGUUUUUUCCAAAAAAGCUCACGCGACCAGUUUUCUUGCGUAGCGUUAUCUAAGAUCAUGUUACCAGUCGCAGUUGUGAUGCUUGAUCUUAUAUACCUGGUUUACACCAUGAUAUCAGUCAGCAAACGCGUUUUACCCGUAUCCAAACGAAGAGAUUUGAUUCGAUCAGUUACUCAUAUCGUGCUAUGGUUUACUGCUAGUAUAGCGAAAAUACAUAUGCUUUAUACAUGGGAACAUUCUUGGAGAAGUUUUGAUUUCAAAGCUAAAAUUCCGAUGAAUUUAUAUUUAGCCCUGAUACUAUGUGUGAUAAACCUUGGCUCAUACAUUGCGGAGAUAUUUUACUUUAAAUAUUUAUAUGUCAGUAUUCGCCUAGUCAGGAAAUCAGUUCUGUUACAUCAAACAGAAAGGACGACUCGUAGAACACGAAAGGAUAGAUAUAGGCAACUUCGAGCCUCCUUAAUAGCAGCAGCAGCAGCGAAUGAUCCUGGAGGUCACAACCUUAGAGAAUAUUCACUGAUUCCUUUUCGUGCGAACUCUGCUUAG
Messenger RNA from Thelazia callipaeda (thelaziosis nematode), 702 nucleotides. Lineage: Eukaryota; Metazoa; Nematoda; Chromadorea; Rhabditida; Thelaziidae. The record is from the annotation of a GenBank genome assembly.